CGGGCAGGCCCCGCCCCCCGGAGAAGAGGGACCGGCGCAGCGCUUCCGGGAGCCCGGGGGCUGUGGCCAAUACCGGUAGCCCGAGGGACCUCUCUGGGAGUCUCGGACGUGAAGCCGGAGGCCCCACUCUCCGCGAGGUCUCAUCAUCUGUCCCUUUGGUGACCCUGGGAGUUCCAUCUUGGACCUCUUCUCACUCCACACAUUCUGCCUUGCUGGUUUCACCCUCUCUCGAGACCUGAAGAACUCGCUAGCGGCUGAUGACCAGAUUUCUGAGCCCGGAUUUCUCUCUGAGGCUUAGAUCCGUGUGGCCCCAACUCUGCCCCUUCUCUCAUUUUGGGGUCUUUGUACCUGCUGCUUAUUCUGCCUGGAAUGUUCCUUCCCUCAACUAGUUCAUUUGUCUGGCCCACCUUCCCCUGCAAGCCCUCUCUGCUGCGGCCGGCUCCGGGUUUCAGUUAGACGCCUCUCCCAUCUGCCUCCAGUCUCAACUCUUCUCACACCACAGGAGUGCUCUGUUUCUUUGCCUCUCUCGCCCAGGAACUUGUAAACUCCCUGAGGAAGGAGCCGGCAAGAGGGAGAGUUGAAGAGAUGGAAGAGAUGACAUGAGAUCCCCAGGAAGCUGAAGGAGAUAGGAUUUGACCCAGAGCCCAGGGAGAAGACAGGAGGAUUGUACAGUGUUUUCAGGAAGGGAAGUGAAGGGUUGGAGCACGAGCAGGGGGAAGAAGUGCAUAGGAGCCCAGAUGCCCGUCCAGCCUCCAAGCAAAGACACAGAAGAGAUGGAAGCAGAGGGCGACUCAGCCGCCGAGAUGAAUGGGGAGGAGGAAGAGAGUGAGGAGGAACGGAGCGGCAGCCAGACCGAGUCAGAGGAGGAGAGCUCAGAGAUGGACGACGAGGACUAUGAGCGGCGCCGCAGCGAGUGCGUCAACGAGAUGCUGGACUUAGAGAAGCAGUUCUCGGAGCUGAAGGAGAAGUUGUUCAGAGAACGACUGAGUCAGCUGCGGCUGCGGCUGGAGGAAGUGGGGGCUGAGAGAGCGCCCGAGUACACAGAGCCUCUGGGGGGGCUGCAGCAGAGCCUCAAGAUUCGCAUUCAGGUGGCAGGGAUCUACAAGGGCUUCUGUCUGGACGUGAUCAGGAAUAAGUACCAGUGUGAGCUGCAGGGAGCCAAGCAACACCUAGAGAGUGAGAAGCUCCUGCUGUAUGACACCCUGCAGGGCGAGCUGCAGGAGCGGAUCCAGAGGCUGGAGGAGGACCGCCAGAGCCUGGACAUCAGCUCUGAGUGGUGGGAUGACAAGCUGCACGCCAGAGGCAGCUCGAAGACGUGGGACUCUCUGCCACCCAGCAAGAGGAAGAAGGCUCCCCUCGUUUCUGGCCCUUACAUCGUGUACAUGCUGCAGGAGAUCGACAUCCUGGAGGACUGGACGGCUAUCAAAAAGGCUAGGGCAGCUGUGUCCCCUCAGAAGAGAAAAUCAGAUGGACCAUGACUCUGCUGUUCACAGCCGAGGGGCCCCUCGGAGCAGCUGGCACCAAACCCAGGAUUUGCAUUUUCCUGCUGCCGCAACACAGACUGACAGGCCCCUAGGGGUCUGCCCCGCCGGCUCUCCAGCACUGCUGCUGGGCCCUCCCAUCCAGCCACCACUGGUCUGGACUCCUCCUCUGCCCCUCCUCGGGGGCCUGUACAGCUGUGGCCUGGACCUGCCCUCGCCAGGCAAGACUGUCUCCUCCAUCCCCAGCGAGCCCACCACCUCCCCCCCACCACGAAGGCCAGCCUCCUCGGUGCCCUCCCUGACAGAGAAGACGUCCCUCAUCUUAAGCCAAAGCAAUGUCCUUCUUGCUGACCUUGGACCCGGCCCCCUAGUCACUGAGCCAGUGAGCAGGGCCCUGCUUCGUGGGAACUCGGUCCUGGAAAUUAUAUUUUGGGGGCCUGUCUGUCCUGGCUGUUGCUGGAGGUGAGAAGGCAGGCUCCCCAGGUCUUCUCGAGGCAGUUCUUGGUGUCUUCCUCCCGGAUUUCGGGGACUGGAAUUAAAACCUUUCCUGAGA
This is a messenger RNA of Equus quagga, 2034 nucleotides long. It is a transcript of the gene BRMS1, whose product is annotated as BRMS1 transcriptional repressor and anoikis regulator. The coding region runs from base 738 to 1478 and encodes 246 amino acids. Gene Ontology annotation, cellular component: Sin3-type complex. Gene Ontology annotation, biological process: negative regulation of transcription by RNA polymerase II. The record is from RefSeq and is a predicted model, not a curated record. Gene Ontology annotation, molecular function: histone deacetylase binding. The transcript has 12 exons. NCBI's taxonomy places the organism in Eukaryota, Metazoa, Chordata, Mammalia, Perissodactyla, Equidae.